AUUUCAUAGCUGCUUUCACAUUCUACCUUGUGUAUCUCAAUCCAAUUCCUUAUCAAACAGGCAUAGAUAUGACAUUGCAUCUUCAAAUGAGUUUACCAAUUUCAUUGGUUCUAGUAAUCAUUUUAUCAGGGCAAAGAACAUGUGAGUCGGCACGAGUAUUUACUAUAGUAAACUACUGUAAGGAGACUGUCUGGCCAGCUGUAAUACCUGGGGAAAAGUUCAACGGUGGAGGCUUCGUCCUAAAGCCAGGACAAUCCUCCGUUUUCACUGCCCCAAUCAGUUGGAGUGGCCGAAUUUGGGCUCGAACAGGCUGCAACUUCGACCAAGAUGGAAACGGUCCAUGCCAAACCGGUUCAUGUGGCACAACAUUGAAAUGUGGAGGCGCAGGAAAAACCCCUGCAUCACUAGCUGAAUUCACACUGGCUCAACCUGAUUUCUAUGACGUUAGUCUCGUUGAUGGGUUCAACGUGCCCAUUUCCGUUAAGCCUUUAAAUGGAAAGGGAAAUUGCUCCACUGCAGGUUGUGAUUCUGACCUUAGAUUAACUUGUCCUAAAGAACUUUCCGUUAAGGCUAACGGUAAGACCAUUGGGUGUCGAAGUGCUUGUGAUGUGUUUAAUACUGAUGAAUAUUGUUGUAGAGGGAAUUUUGGGAACCCUUCUACUUGUAGACCCACUUUUUAUUCGAAGAAAUUUAAGGAGGCUUGUCCAACUUCAUAUAGUUAUGCUUAUGAUGAUCCAACUAGUAUUUUCACUUGCACAGGAACAGACUACAUCAUCGCUUUCUGUGCUGACAGGAAAAAACAGAUGUGCACUUACCAUGAUCACAAACUUCAUUGUAGUGGAUCGCAAGGCUUAAGGUCAUUGAUUAGAAGCUGGUGGAUGGCAAUGAUAAUGGUGUUUUCGAUGCUUAGUAAAUUUUAUGAGUUUGUAUAAAAAUGAAACCGGUUUUUUUUCUGUGUUUUUCCUUUAGGGAUGAUAUGUUCUAUAACUUGGGCACGUGUUUAUGCCUCAUGCGUACGGGAAGCUGUUAUUAUAUGUGUGCUAUUCUUUCCUUCAAUUUAAGGAAAAUGGGGAUGCUCAAUACUGUACUAGAGGUUGUCAUCGUAUCCACAAUAUAUAAUCAAAUAUCAAGUGACAGGAGAAUUUUAUUAUAGUUAUUAUUAGAUUAAA
Cicer arietinum (chickpea) is the source of this 1169-nucleotide messenger RNA. RefSeq names its product pathogenesis-related thaumatin-like protein 3.5. NCBI's taxonomy places the organism in Eukaryota, Viridiplantae, Streptophyta, Magnoliopsida, Fabales, Fabaceae. The record is from RefSeq and is a predicted model, not a curated record.